ACUACACAAGCUCAUUCACUGUAUAAUCUCUCUCAAUUUGAUUGCAGCAAAUAGCAAUGUCGCGAUAAAGAUUUCCUCCUAAAUUCCGCGAAAUUGCCUACAUUUGUUCCAAGAUGAAUCAUCCAAUCAGCAUCCGCCACCUCCUCCUGGUGGCCGCGGUGCUCCUCUUCCCCUCCGCCGCGCCGGACAUCGCCUCCGACCGCGCCGCCCUCCUCGCCCUCCGCUCCGCCGUGGGAGGCCGGGUCCUCCUCUGGAACCUCUCCAGCCCCACGCCGUGCGCUUGGUCCGGCGUCAAUUGCUCCCCCGACAACUCCUCCGUCGUCGAGCUCCAUUUCCCCGGAAUGGGCCUCUCCGGCGAGCUCCCCCCCAAAUCCUUCUCCAACAUGACCAAUCUGCAGACGCUCAGCCUCCGCUACAACGCCCUCUCCGGCCCCCUCCCGCCGGACCUCUUCACUUCCCUCACCUCCCUCCGCAAUCUCUACUUGCAGCACAAUUUCUUCACCGGCGAGCUUCCCCAAACCCUCUUUUCCCUCACCUCGCUGGUCAGGCUCAAUUUAGCAGAGAACAACUUCUCCGGCCCGAUUUCGCCGGGUUUUACCAAUUUGACCCGAUUAGGCACGCUCUAUUUGCAGAGCAACCGCUUCUCCGGCCCGAUCCCGGCCUUGGAUCUGCCCUCGUUAGUUCAAUUCGACGUUUCCAACAAUAACCUAACCGGCUCCAUCCCCAAUUCCCUUUCUAAAAACCCUAAAUCCUCCUUCCUCGGCAAUUCACUCUGCGGCGAGCCUCUCGAUUCAUGCGGCGGCGCCAAUCCGAAGAAGAAGAAGAAGCUCUCCGCCGGCGCGAUUGCCGGCAUUGUAAUCGGCUCCGUCUUCGCGCUUUUCGCGAUCCUGCUGCUCCUCUUCUGCUUUUGUAGGAAGCGCUCCAGAUCCAAGGACGAACACGUGGCGAAUGCGAAGGAAGUCGAGGCUCCUCCGCCGCCGAUUCCGCCCCCUAAAUCGGCGGAGAGCCUUUUUGCGGCGGCGGGGAAGGAGAAGGAGGUGGUGGUGGAAGCUGAUUUGAAGAAAGGGUUGGUUUUCUUCGGGAAAACAGGGUGGAACAUUGAAUUGGAGGAUCUGUUGAAGGCCUCGGCGGAGGUUUUGGGGAAGGGGACGUUCGGGACCGCGUAUAAGGCCGUGCUGGAGACGGGGCUGGCCGUGGCCGUGAAGCGGCUGAGGGAUGUGACAAUGCCGGAGAAGGAGUUCAGGAAGAAGAUGGAGGAGAUUGGGAGAAUGGAUCAUCCCAAUUUGGUGCCGUUGAGAGCUUAUUACUACAAUGGAGAGGAGAAGCUUCUUGUUUAUGAGUACCUUCCAUUGGGAAGCUUAUCUGCCUUGUUACAUGGAAACAAGGGAGCGAGCAGGACGCCGUUGAACUGGGAGACGAGGGUGGGCAUCGCGCUAGGGGCCGCAAAGGGAGUUUCGUACCUUCACUCGCAAGGACCAACCGUCUCCCACGGCAACAUCAAGUCGUCGAACAUUCUCCUCACUAAGUCAUACGAAGGUCGCGUCUCAGACUUUGGCCUCGCGCAGCUCGCGGGUCCUGCUGCUGCUCCUAACCGCGUCGCGGGAUACAGGGCGCCCGAGGUGACGGAUCCCCACCGAGUCUCCCAGAAGGCGGACGUGUACAGCUUUGGCGUGUUGCUGCUGGAGCUGCUGACGGGGAAGGCUCCAACACACACGCUGGUGAACGAGGAGGGUGUGGAUCUCCCGCGGUGGGUCCAGUCCGUGGUCCGGGAGGAGUGGACGGCUGAGGUGUUCGAUCUCGAGCUCCUCCGCUACCAAAACGUCGAGGAGGACAUGGUGCAGCUGUUGCAGCUCGCGGUGGACUGCACCGCGCAGUACCCGGACAAGCGCCCCUCGAUGGAUGACGUGGUCGUGAAGAUCGAGGAGCUGUGCCGUCCGAGCGGCGGCGGCGAUGGCGUGGACGUCUUUGAGGAGUCGUGAUUGAAAUAGCCGGAAAAUUGUGGUUUAUUUGUUUGUUCAUUCUUGAAGUGUAAUAUUUGAUUAAGGAAUUUCCCACUAUUUCAUUCUUAUUUUUUUUAAUUUUCUUGUAAUAUUUUGUUGGUUAUUUGCCUUGUUGUAGGAGAAUAGAUUGUUUUUGAUGAUUCUUGGUGGUUGUGAACUGUAAAAUGAGUAUGAAUUUAUUCUUGUUGA
Messenger RNA from Salvia hispanica, 2189 nucleotides. RefSeq names its product putative inactive receptor kinase At1g48480. Gene Ontology annotation, molecular function: protein kinase activity; ATP binding; protein binding. The record is from RefSeq and is a predicted model, not a curated record. NCBI's taxonomy places the organism in Eukaryota, Viridiplantae, Streptophyta, Magnoliopsida, Lamiales, Lamiaceae. Gene Ontology annotation, biological process: protein phosphorylation.